GAAGACAAAGAAAAACUCAAAAUCUCACCAAAAAGCGUCUUCUGUUUCUGUGUGUAGACAGACAGACUCUUAUUAGAGAGACCGAAAAGAAAAAAAAUACUCAUAAUUUUUCCUGUUCAAAGAUCAAACCUAAAAGAACCCCAAAAUUAGGGCUAAAGUUUUCUCAGUAAUCCCCAAAUUUUUUGGUAAACUGAAGAUGUAAUUUCGUCAGGAGGAAGAAGUUUUUUUCUGUCUUUUAUCAAUUUAAUUUGUUUUUAGGGUUUUUAUAUUCUAUUAUUUUGGAUAAUUUUGAGAUGAAGGAUCCUUCGGAUCGAACAAAAGUUGUGCUUCGGCACUUGCCUCCUGCGUUAACACAGUCUGCCCUAAUGGAACAAAUCGAUGGCCGCUUUGCUGCGAGAUACAACUGGAUUACUUUUCGUCCUGGAAAAACCAGCCAUAAACAUCAAAUAUAUUCUCGAGCUUAUAUCGAUUUUAAGAAGCCGGAUGAUGUUGUUGAGUUUGCGGAGUUCUUUGAUGGCCAUGUGUUUGUCAAUGAGAAAGGUGCUCAAUUCAAAGCUAUUGUAGAAUAUGCCCCUUCACAACGGGUUCCAAAGCAAUGGUCCAAAAAAGAUGGUCGUGACGGGACAAUAUUGAAAGAUGCUGAAUAUUUGGAGUUUCUCGAACUUCUGGCAAAACCUGUUGAGAAUCUUCCCAGUGCAGAGAUACAGUUGGAAAGAAGAGAAGCCGAACGAGCUGGUGCUGUGAAGGAGGCUCCCUUUGUUACCCCUUUAAUGGAGUUUAUUCGCCAGAAAAGAGCUGCGAAGAAUGGAUCUCAGGGGCCAUCAUCUAAUGGGAAGCCGAGUAGAAGAUCUGGUGGACCAUCACCCAGUAAUUCAAGACCAUCUUCCAGCAAGCAAAGGGCUGAAAAGAAGAAGGCAUCCUCGAUGUAUGUUUUGAGGGACAGUCCGAAGAAUACGAGUGUUAAGGAGAAACCAAAUUACAUCUUGGUGCCAAGGCGAGACAACCAGCAUCGUUCAGACAAGUCUACUACUGUAGAAAAUGUCCCAAGCACUGCAGAUGGAGCUCCUGGGACUGUUGUUCCACUAAGGAAGAAAGUCAUGCUUUUGAAAGGGAAAGAGCGAGAAAUUACUCAUGCUUCUGGAAGUGGUUCUCAACCACUAGUUGUAACUUCUCCACUGAAAACUUCGCCUGGUGCAUCCAAUUUCAAACAGAACCAGCGACGUGACUCACGUGAGGCAAGUGCGAAAAUUAGAACCAUACUGUCCAAUAAGGACGCACAUUCUGAGCAGCAACUCCAGUCCUUAACUUUCGAGAAGGAUAAGCGACCACCUCGGCCAAACAACAUGCGUUCAGUUUUGAAGGGCAGUCUUUCUGGUGGUUCACAGGCUGUAUCUGGUUCAGAUUUCGAUUCAAGAAGGGUUGCAGAUGAGAAGGUUAUUUUGAAUGAUAACCAUGGUUUCGUCUCAGGUAACGAGAAGCAAGAAAAACGCACUAGAAAUAAGGAUCGACCUGAUCGUGGAGUAUGGACUCUUCGUCGUUCAGAAGGUUCACAUGCAAGUGAUGAAUCCUUAUCAUCUUCCUCAUCACAGUUGCUGUCGGAAUCUGUGGAAGGGAUAACAAUCACUCAACAUGUACCUGUUCAUGGAAUUACCAAUCCUGGGGAUGCAGUGGACAUUGGGUUCAGUAACAAGCUCAGUAGCAAACCUCGAAACCUGGAGACAGCAGUUAACAAUUUUCAGGGUGUUAAUUCAUCAUCUGCCUACGACCACCCACCAAAUCAUGGAGAAAUGAAAGUGGACAUGCCUAGUACUAGCCGAAGUGAAGUUAAAGCUUUCGGAGGUGGUCGCAGUGGUUACUCUACUAUAGAAAAUGGCUCCCAUAGACAUUCUGGUCGCCGAGGAUCAGCACAUGCGGUGAAGGAUGUUGAUGGAUACCCGAGUCCAAGUGAUGGGAAGCCAUCCAAAAGAGUAGUCGCCGCUAACUAUGGUUCUCAUGAGAAGCGAGUAUGGGUUCAGAAGUCAGGCUCAGGUUCUUAGUACUACAAAAACUGCUUUUGACGCGAAGUUGGGACUUCGAUUUUGGGUGCUGAAGUGUUGUCUCUUCUGCCAUUUUUCCAUAAAUCAUCGUUGGGUCUUCCCUCAUUUUGGAGUGACCCUGUUGCCGUAUGUUCUAGUCUUUCAAGAUCUGGAAUUGGUUUUGCUUGGGAAGGUAAAUCUCCGUGACUACUAUAGGUCAUUCCGGUGGUGAGCUAUAGAGACAGGGAACUAUCAGUUGAGGAUCAGAGAUCACGAGACUGUUGCCCAUUUUGUGGAUUAGAGGUUCUAUACUUAGCUCGACCAAAGAUGAAGACAAACAUAAGAAAGAAAAUUAUUUAUAACCAUAUAUAUAACAAGGUAUAUUUUCAGUGACUUCUCCUUGAGACAGACUUGGUGGAGCCUCGGUUGUUGGAUGAUAUGUUAAACUAGUUGGGAAAAAGCUCGGCACAUCCACGAUCUGACUCAACAUUGGUGGGGUUUGGCGAAGGGCAAUUCCUGGUGGACUAUAUUGUUGUCCUUUUCGCUUUAAAUCUGUGAAUAUAACCUUUUACAACAGGGAGUAGUAGUACUGCUCUUUACUUCUCUCACCCAUGGCACGUAGUUAUAUAUAUAAUUUGUGGAUAUAAUAUAUAUUAUGUUUCAUUGCGAAGCCAACACUAGAUACGUGGGUUUGUAGUUGUUGAUGGUGAAUAAGAGUGACUUUAUCCGUCUUGGGUUUUGAAAGUUGUAUGGGAUGUGUUAUUUUCCCAGCUUGAUCUCAGUUUGCAUUGUCGUGCUUUUCG
Messenger RNA from Papaver somniferum (opium poppy), 2818 nucleotides. RefSeq names its product regulator of nonsense transcripts UPF3-like. Gene Ontology annotation, molecular function: mRNA binding. NCBI's taxonomy places the organism in Eukaryota, Viridiplantae, Streptophyta, Magnoliopsida, Ranunculales, Papaveraceae. The transcript is spliced from 12 exons. Bases 294 to 2036 code for a protein of 580 amino acids. Gene Ontology annotation, cellular component: cytoplasm; nucleolus. The record is from RefSeq and is a predicted model, not a curated record. Gene Ontology annotation, biological process: nuclear-transcribed mRNA catabolic process, nonsense-mediated decay; positive regulation of translation.